Molecule: messenger RNA, 1456 nt
Organism: Hordeum vulgare subsp. vulgare (domesticated barley)
Lineage: Eukaryota; Viridiplantae; Streptophyta; Magnoliopsida; Poales; Poaceae
Exons: 1
Coding region: 78-1283 (401 amino acids)
Biological process (GO): regulation of transcription by RNA polymerase II
Molecular function (GO): RNA polymerase II cis-regulatory region sequence-specific DNA binding; DNA-binding transcription factor activity, RNA polymerase II-specific; protein dimerization activity
Source: RefSeq, a predicted model, not a curated record
AGCACUCUAGGGGGCACCGCGUUCGGGCCGCCCGGCUCCGGCGCACAAAAACCUUCCUUUUUUUCAUCUCUGCAUAUAUGAUAUAUACACCAGACGCCUCGCCGGAGAGCUGCAACGAGCCAGCGGGAUCGGAUCGGAAGGAGCAGAGGAAGAGAAGCUCGUAUCCUCGUCCGCACCUCCAACCAGCCAGCCAGCCAGCCAUGCCGCGCGGCAAGAUCGCCAUGAGGCUCGUCGAGAACGCGCGGGCGCGCGCCGCCACGUGCGGCAGGAGGACCAGGGGGCUCCAGAACAAGGCCAAGGAGCUCGCCACGCUGUGCGCGGUCCCGGUCGCGCUCGUCUGCCUCGCCGCCGGCGCCGGGUCCCCGCCGCUCGUGUGGGAGUCGGAGGAGGGCGUCCUCGAGCGGUACCGCAGCGCCGUCCCGCCGGAGGCCCGCGCGCAGCACACGCACCGGGGCUACCUCGAGGCGGAGCUGGGCAAGGAGAGGGCCAAGCUCGCCAGGGUGCGCCACGGCUGCCCCGCCGCGCUCGCGGACUGGGACCCGGCGCUCAACGACGUGACGCUGGCCGAGGCGCGGGAGCUGCUCGACGCGAUCGACACCGCGCUGCGGGCCGCGGGAGACAGGAUGGAGGCCCUGGGCUUACCCGCCGACGGCGCGCUCGACGAGCAGGUCGCGCCGGAUGCGUCCGACGACGCAGUCAUGCCGCAGCCGCUCGCGCACGGUGGCGGCGUGCCGUGCACCGGAAGCAACCCCGUGGACAUGGACGUCGCCGGCUUCCAGCUGCAGAUGGUGCCGUGGAACGGCGGGGACAAGGACGGCCUGCUCGGGGAAGAUGGCUUCCAGAUGCAACCAGGGUGCGGCUUCGAGUGCAUCGGCGGCGGCAACUUCUGGGGCGCCGUCGACGGGACGCUCGCGCCGGGCUCCGGCAAUGCUCAUUACGACUGGCCUGGACUGACCAUGUGGCACGCCGACGAGUUGUGCGACGCAGCCUUGCCACUUGGCCACUACCCUAACUUCGCCGAUGGUACUCUGGCGCCAGAAUACUCCGGUCAGGUCGUCGCCGGCGGGAACUACAUGAAGACACUACCAAGUGGCGGGUACCCCAUGGCCAUGGGCGUCGGUGACAACUUCACUCUGGGAAGCAACUAUACGGCGCAUUGGCAGGCCGAGGAGUCCCAUCGCUCCGGCACAAGCACAAGCCAGCUGCUGUCAGCUGCAUCAUCGCCUCAGUGUUUGAAUCCCGGGACACGCAGCUCCAGCCAAGUCUUCCAUUAUCUCCGCUAGACUAGUACAUUUGUCACGGAAGUUGUUAGGUCCAAGAGGAAGAAAAGCUUUAUGUUAACUGGGAGAUGUAGUCGUAAAGACAUGUGCUUGGUGAUUUCGUAGUUAUAACAUGUUGUUUUUCGCGUAUUUGAAGUUAGAAUUUCGCAGAUUUACAUAAUCUGUUUGAAUAGCAA